AUGCUCUGCUCAGACAAAGAAGAGGACGGUGUGGACAGGAGUCUAACGGAGGAUGCGUCUCUGUUUCUGUGGUUUGUAAAUUCGGUGAAUUCCGAUAGAUACUACAGGGCGGUUAGGGAAGACUAUGUGCCCCUUGCCCCAAGGAAAAAGAUCCAUCAGAAGAUAAAGUUCAAGGCAUACAGCAUGAGUGCUGAGAGCAUCAUGCACGAAAGGAAGGGCCGGAUAAUCUUUGAGGAGGACAGGAAUGGAUUCAUAUGCGUGCACUGUGACGCAAGAUACAUAUACAAAAGAUGUCUAGUAAACCACCUUAUAAAAUCCCACCAUAUAAAUUCAAACAUAUUGUCAAAGACAUUCCAUGGAUGA
Encephalitozoon cuniculi GB-M1 is the source of this 363-nucleotide messenger RNA. RefSeq lists its product as uncharacterized. The record is from RefSeq and is marked provisional. The transcript has a single exon. The coding region runs from base 1 to 363 and encodes 120 amino acids. NCBI's taxonomy places the organism in Eukaryota, Fungi, Microsporidia, Unikaryonidae.